UUUCCCUGAAAGUCAAAACAGCCGUUGGGCUGCGGUAACGGUCGCUCCGGUAGCUUCUUACGGAAAUACGGUUUAAAAAAAAACGGACAGCCGACCGUUAAUUUAACGUUUUUUUUGUGUGUGUUUGUUUUUUUUUAAAGCUUAACUUCGCAGUCCAGCUUUUUUUUUAAUUUAUUUUUUGGUUACGGUUAAAGGGGAGGAAAUAAAAAGCGGUGUAUGAACAGCAGGUGCACCACCGGGGAAUACCACACAGCACCUGCCGCUACAGGCUGAGUCACUGCUGGUGAGGAGGAAGGUCUGGAGAGGGAACGAGAGAGGAGGAGGAGGAGGUGGUGGAGGAGGAGGAGGAGGGGGAGAAGAAGAAGACGAAGAGGGGAGGGGGAGCAGGGAGAUAAGCCACAACAGGAAGCAAAACGACACACGCGCAUACACAUACACACCGCGUGCUCCGUGUGUGUGUGUGUGUGUGCGUCUGAGAGGGAGACUGCGCGAACAAGAGGGUGAACGGGAAAGGAAGGGAGGGAGAGUGACGCGGAGGCUGGGAGAGCCGGCCCCCCCCUCCUCUCCUCCUCCUCUCCCUCUCUUUCUCUCCUCUCCUCCUCCUCUCUCUCUCCCUCUCUCUCUCUCUCUCUCUGUGGAGCAGGCGUGUAGCAGCAUCAGACUCGGCGUGAAGGAACCAUGAGCGAUGUCACCAUCGUUAGAGAGGGAUGGCUCCAGAAACGGGGUGAAUACAUAAAGAACUGGCGGCCGCGUUACUUCCUGCUGAAGACAGACGGCUCUUUCAUCGGCUACAAAGAGAAACCUCAGGAUGCCGACCUGCCCUACCCCCUAAAUAACUUCUCCGUAGCAAAAUGUCAGCUGAUGAAGACGGAGAGGCCGAAGCCAAACACCUUCAUCAUACGCUGCCUCCAGUGGACCACCGUCAUCGAGAGGACCUUCCACGUGGACUCGCCUGAUGAGAGAGAUGAGUGGACAGAGGCCAUCCAGAUGGUGGCUGACAAGCUGCAGAGACAAGAGGAGGAAAGGAUCCAGUGCAGCCCCACCUCCAACAUCGACAACAUGGUCGAGGAGGAGAUGGACAUCUCUACCACACACCACAAACGCAAGACAAUGAGUGACUUUGACUACCUGAAGCUGCUGGGAAAGGGAACCUUCGGUAAAGUGAUUCUUGUCCGAGAAAAGGCCAGCGGGAAAUACUACGCCAUGAAAAUCCUUAAAAAAGAAGUCAUCAUAGCCAAGGAUGAAGUGGCUCACACACUCACAGAGAGCCGAGUGCUGAAAAACACCAGACACCCCUUUCUCACCUCAUUGAAGUAUUCAUUCCAGACUAAAGACCGUCUCUGUUUCGUCAUGGAGUAUGUGAAUGGUGGAGAGCUGUUUUUCCAUUUGUCCAGAGAGCGGGUGUUCUCAGAGGAGCGCACGCGCUUCUACGGCGCCGAGAUCGUCUCGGCUCUUGACUACCUGCAUUCAGCCAAGAUUGUGUACCGGGACCUCAAGUUGGAAAACUUGAUGCUCGAUAAAGACGGCCACAUGAAAAUCACUGAUUUCGGCCUCUGCAAGGAAGGCAUCACAGACGCUGCUACCAUGAAGACCUUCUGUGGCACGCCAGAGUACCUCGCACCUGAGGUCCUGGAAGACAACGACUACGGGCGGGCGGUGGACUGGUGGGGUUUGGGUGUGGUGACGUACGAGAUGAUGUGCGGCCGACUGCCGUUCUACAACCAGGACCACGAGAAACUGUUUGAACUCAUCCUCAUGGAGGACAUCAAGUUCCCGCGCACUCUUUCGGCCGACGCCAAGUCCCUGUUGUCCGGCCUGCUCAUCAAAGACCCCAACAAACGGCUCGGUGGAGGACCAGAUGACGCCAAAGAAAUAAUGAGACACAGUUUCUUCUCUGGUGUUGACUGGCAGGAUGUCUAUGAUAAAAAGCUGGUCCCUCCCUUCAAGCCUCAGGUGACGUCGGAGACAGACACCAGAUACUUUGACGAGGAGUUCACAGCCCAGACCAUCACAAUCACUCCACCAGAGAAAUUUGACGAGGACGGGAUGGACUGUCUGGACAACGAGAGAAGACCGCACUUCCCACAGUUCUCCUACUCUGCAAGUGGGCGGGAAUGAACUGUCCAUCACGGUGACGUCAUCACAGCUGGUCUCUGAAGUCAUCAAUGUGGGAUAAAAAAAGACCCACAGCUUUGGACCGACCCAAUACGACCGUGACUUGAGGGAUUUUGCCCUUCCUCCUCCUCCUCCUCCUCUCUUUUUCACCUCUCUGAUUAUUUUAUUUUUGUGAAUCCCCUCUUAGAGAGAACUUCCAGGUUAAAAAUGACUUUCUAAUCCUGCACUGCAACCCUAGGUGAUCCGAACUGUGAUGCGAUCAGUUACUAUGUAAUGUCCCUUUAAAGACAGGAGCAUCACCGGUGGCCUGCUGUGCUUUGACAUGUGUCGGUCCUGCCAAACUCUUCAAACAAAAAAAAAACAACAACAAAAAUCGAGUUAGACGACAGCUGAUCACAUUUUUAACGCAUACUGUUUUUGUGGCUUCUUAUCUGUAAGAUGGAGAUACAGCAUUUUAAGUCAUUCAAACCCAAACUGCCGUUACUGGUUGUAUCUCAGGCUUUUACAAACAGUCACAUACUCGGACUCAGAGAGACACUCGGGUCUGACUUCAAAUCCUCACAUUAAGUAAUUCUGGGACUGAUUGAGGCUGCCUGGCAUUGAGCAGAAUCCUACACACCUCACAUUCUCAAGCAGGAUUUGACUCAGGUUUUGCUCAGUGCAAUUCAUUAUUGUUGCUGCUAUUUCAACUGCUACCACAACUACAGGUAGUACUACUCCUCCUCCUUCUACUACUCCUACUACUACUACUGCUACUACUAAAACCCGGUGCUACACUACUAGCUUAAUGCUGCAGAUCAUGAUACAGGCGCCAGCAACACAUCGACCACCUGUAUUGAUGACUAUGCUUGUACAGCUGCAGAACAGGUGUUGCUACUACUCCGAAUGCACUGCUACACAUCAACUCUGUAGAUCAAGAUGAUAGGAUGUCAUGAUUGUGUGUGUGCGUGAGAGAGAGAGAGUGUGUGCGAGGUAUUAUUCUGGGUUUGUGUUUAAGAAGGCACCUCAAAGCACAGCAGAUCAGAAGGAUGAAGCUCCCAAACCAUGAGCUUUACUACAUUACCCACAAUGCAGUGCGAGGUGGUUGAUAUAUACAUAUAUACAUCGCCGCAGAGGUGAAAACGAGAGGAAAAUGGUUGGUUUGAAUGUCUCCCCACACUCUCCCAAAGUUUUUUUAUUUUUAUUUUUAUUUAUUUCCCCAAAUCCUUCUGAGUUUAAAUCUCUUUUGUCCCAAAAGGGAAAAAAACAAAACGAAACGGUACUUUGUGUCGACGAUGAUCGAAAGCUUUACUGUGACAUGUUGUUGUCAUGGCUUUGGGAACCACACGGCUGUACCUCUCUGUGUUUGUGCAGGAAAGGAAAGAAAGAAAGGAAGGAAGGAAGCAGCAGGAACAGAUUCACCUCAGUGUGGAAAAAAAAGAGAUGUCCAGCAUGGCAGGUUUGGGCAUUGUGAUGAGAAGAGACAGAAAGAGAGAGAGUACAGGUGAAAAGCUCCAAGAAUAAUAUGAAAUUAUUUAUAAUGUGAUAAUUUAUGACGUAUUGAAGAGUGAGGUGACAGCUGAUUUCCUGUGAGAUUCUUAUGAAGGAUUUUUUUUUUAGAAAAAAGAAAAGACAUUAUGGUCUGUGAGGAGGUACGCAUCAACAGUUUGUGGGUUUACACCAAUCACAGCAACGGUUAUAAUAUAUCUAUGUUCUAUUUAUUGUUCUACUCAUCGGUUUUAUAUUUAACUUUUUCUAUUGUUAUUACAUUAUUCUAGAAAAAAAACAAGAAUUAUUUCUUAGGGCUGAGAGGAAAAAAAAAAGAAAAAAAAAGGCACAUCAAGAAACAAAAAUGGCUGAAGAAUGUAGGAGGGAAAGCAGAUAGCCUUCCUGCUCCAUCGUUUAUUUUAAUGAUGUUUUUUGUGUUGUUUUUGUGACCAAAAUGUGACAGCCGAGAGGCGACAGGACACUUUAAAGACAGAUGAUAGAAACUCAUCAUUCUCCAACUCAGGCAAUGUACUAUGAAGGCACACUUCUGACCUGGUUGGAUACUGACCCAAACGUCCCCCUUCCAUAUUUAAUCUCACUACAGGUUGUUGUGUGUCGGUGAAGGGCUCGGACAGAGAGUUCAGAGAGAGAAAGAAGAAGUGGAAGUUGAGGAGAAAGAAAACAAAGUGCAGCACAGAAGUCUGAAUGUAAAGCGGUAAGGAUGGAAAAGAUUCAAUACCGAACUGUAAGUGCUACUGUUUACUGUAAGGGUGUCGAGAUAAGAGUCGUGUAGAAAGUCGAAUAAAGAGGUGUGAUGUGAGAUUUAAAGGUCAGUCAGUGAUCAGAGUUGGGGCCCGACCUCUAAAUCAUCCCUUUGCUCUCCUGUCUUUAACGUGUGCUGUCAUUUCUCCGGUCUGGACUUUGUUUGUUUGUUUGUUUGUUUGUUUGUUUGCGUCGUCAUGUCUUCCAGUCUGACCAACAAAAUUUCACA
Larimichthys crocea (large yellow croaker) is the source of this 4573-nucleotide messenger RNA. RefSeq names its product v-akt murine thymoma viral oncogene homolog 3a (gene akt3a). NCBI's taxonomy places the organism in Eukaryota, Metazoa, Chordata, Actinopteri, Sciaenidae. The transcript is spliced from 14 exons. Gene Ontology annotation, molecular function: ATP binding; protein serine/threonine kinase activity. Gene Ontology annotation, biological process: protein phosphorylation. Bases 679 to 2118 code for a protein of 479 amino acids. The record is from RefSeq and is a predicted model, not a curated record.